Messenger RNA from Aspergillus calidoustus, 1065 nucleotides. Lineage: Eukaryota; Fungi; Ascomycota; Eurotiomycetes; Eurotiales; Aspergillaceae. The record is from the annotation of a GenBank genome assembly.
AUGAUUAAGCCUAGGCUCCGACCAGGGGUAGUGUCCGCUUUUCGAGCUCCCCAGCCAGCAAGGCGCUUUGCGACAGAAGCGCGGUUAACUUCGGACCAUGUCCGCAUCGUUGAAGUAGGACCUCGCGAUGGACUCCAGAACGAGAAGAAGUCCAUUCCGCUCGAGACAAAGCUUCAACUCAUAGAGAAGCUUGCGAAGACUGGUGUAACAACAAUUGAGGCAGGUUCUUUCGUGCCUGCAAAAUGGGUUCCUCAGAUGGCGAGCACUGCAGAGAUAUGCGAGCACCUCUUACAAACCCCUCCUCCAUCCAAGCACACCAUUGCGUACAACUACCUUGUUCCCAAUGUCAAGGGGCUGGAAGGCCUCAUCAAGGUCAUGGACGCCACUGGUGUUCCAGCUAGCACAGAAGCAUCUGAAACAAAGUCUCCGACGACGACAGAGAUUUCUCUCUUUGCUGCAGCUACAGAGGCCUUCUCCAAGGCGAACACCAACUGCACCAUCCAGGAAUCGUUGGAGCGCAUUCGCCCCAUUGUAGCUCUUGCCAAAACAAAGGAUAUUCGUGUUCGCGGAUACGUUUCAGUUGCGUUAGGCUGCCCCUAUGAAGGUCCAGAAGUCUCCCCAUCCAAGGUAGCCGAUAUCACCGCGACUUUACUUGAGAUGGGGGCGGAUGAAGUGUCGGUGGCCGAUACCACCGGAAUGGGAACUGCGCCCCGCACAAUGGAGCUUCUCCAGGCUUUGAAGGCUGCGGGUAUCGCCAACACCGAUUUGGCUCUCCAUUUCCACGAUACAUAUGGACAGGCGUUGGUGAAUACUAUUGUAGGGCUGGAACAUGGGAUUCGGAUUUUUGACAGCAGUGUUGGCGGGCUUGGUGGUUGCCCAUACUCCAAAGGCGCGACAGGCAACGUCUCCACGGAAGAUCUCAUCCACACUAUUCAUGGCCUAGGAAUGCACACUGGAAUCGAUCUCGAGGAGAUGUCGAGAAUUGGAGCUUGGAUCAGUGGUGAGCUUGGACGGUCGAACGAUAGCAGGGCAGGAAAGGCAACGGUUGCGAGGCUGCAAUCAUAA